Chaetomium globosum CBS 148.51 is the source of this 1506-nucleotide messenger RNA. RefSeq lists its product as uncharacterized. NCBI's taxonomy places the organism in Eukaryota, Fungi, Ascomycota, Sordariomycetes, Sordariales, Chaetomiaceae. Gene Ontology annotation, biological process: regulation of transcription by RNA polymerase II. The transcript is spliced from 3 exons. The coding region runs from base 1 to 1506 and encodes 501 amino acids. Gene Ontology annotation, cellular component: nucleus. The record is from RefSeq and is a predicted model, not a curated record. Gene Ontology annotation, molecular function: RNA polymerase II cis-regulatory region sequence-specific DNA binding; DNA-binding transcription factor activity, RNA polymerase II-specific.
AUGGACCGGCACACGCCGCCGUCCCCGGCACCAACCAGAGUAGACCCGCUCCCCUCGGGAUUCAACGAGCUGCUACAACACAACGCAUCGUAUUCCCACGAGGCCAUUUCCGCCGACCCCAUCCAGGCACACUCGCAACCAGGUUCGAGUUCCUAUGGGCCGAUUCCCGAGCCGUAUAGCACUCCAGCAACUUCACCGCCAACGCCGUCGCGGGGGUCAGACGUCAUUUCCACUCGAAGCAGCGCCCGCGGAGAUGGUGGCGCAAGGGCCCUGGGCCCCCGAAGCACACGCAUCGAGAAGUCGACACCGAAGAAGAAGAAAGACCGGGCCAAGGCACCAAAGAAUAUGCCGGUAAUCGAUAGGCCCAUGAGCGAGCUGACCAGAGGUUCCUCGAUCGCGAUUGCCGAUAUCGAGACGUAUGUGCAUCGGUCAUCCGAGGUACGGCGGCAGGAGAUCGAGACAGGCAAGAACCCCGGCCGGAUUAAGAGACCGAUGAAUGCCUUCAUGCUGUACCGGAAGGCGUACCAACAACGAGCCAAGGAGUGGGCAUCCCAGCACAACCACCAGAUCGUGUCCCGGGUGUGCGGCAUGAGUUGGCCCCUUGAACCGGAGCACAUCCGGCUGCAGUUCAAGGCGUGGGCCGACACCGAGCGCGACAACCACCAGAAGGCCCAUCCCAACUACAAGUUCACCCCGGCGAAGCCACAAAAACCAUCUAAGUACGAAGGAGGUUAUGACGAGCGCAGCGACGGGUCAGACUUGGAGGACUAUAACUGGGUUGGCAGGGGUGGUUCUCGGAUUCGGUCGGCGACACACACGCCCGGCGCCGAUAGCGAUUACAUACCGAGCCGCUCAGUGUACGUGGCAACCCAUCCGCACCCGAACCAGCUCAGGGGGCUGCACCCCAUGGGCAUGAUGCACCAGACCCGGUCGACCGCCCUCGACUUCCACUCGGGGAAGCCAUUGCCAGGUCCAUAUGAGUACCGUGGUUUCCAGGCGCAGUACUUUGAGCCGCACAUGCGGAAUCAGCAGAGGCACUUGCACCAUGGCGCCGACGACGUCGCUAUGCACAGCACACCAUCGCCUAGCUCGGUAUUCCAGCAGUCGCACUACGACCUCAGCCAGCAAUACCACCCAAAGGUUGAACAACAGCAGAUCCAGCACCAGUCGCAGUCUCAUCAACACCAGCAGCACCAUCAAUUCGAACACCGGAUAGACCCAUCGCUGGUUCCGCAAGACGACGGCCUGUUUGACCCAGGCAGUUUCAACACCGUCCCGAGCAUGUUCGACGGUAGCCUUAGUGCGACGCAGCAAACCUGGCACACGUCGCAGUCGGCGGCGGCUGGCGAGGGCGAAAGCCAGUUCUCGAACGCCCUCAUGGGCCUCGAUGAUCCCCUCUCCUUCGAGCAGCAGGCCCAAUAUAUGGGAGGCGAGUGGCAGGUUGAGCCUCUCACGGAGACUGCACACUUCGACACGAACUGGGUGGACCCGAAGACAGAGCCCUGA